This is a messenger RNA of Medicago truncatula (barrel medic), 1579 nucleotides long. RefSeq lists its product as uncharacterized. Lineage: Eukaryota; Viridiplantae; Streptophyta; Magnoliopsida; Fabales; Fabaceae. The coding region runs from base 217 to 1251 and encodes 344 amino acids. The transcript is spliced from 2 exons. The record is from RefSeq and is a predicted model, not a curated record.
AAAAAAAAUAAAAUAAUAAACUGGGUAAUAAAUUAAAGGAUUUGUUUAACCACAAAAACAAACAAAAAACACACAAAGGGUGUUUAUUAUUUUGUUCCUCUGAAUCUCACUCAAGUUGUUGCGUAAGGCUUUACCAGCAACAUUCAACGAAAAAGGUGCCAGAAAUAAACAGCGAAAAUUCCUUUAGAGAAUCUGCAGUCAAUAGUGAAUAAAGAAAUGGCAUCGUCGUUAAUUCAUACCCAUUACAAAUUACAUACCUCAACUUUUGAGAGAGCAUACCCUAGAAGCCAUGGAUUACUGAAAUCUGGAAAACCGUUCCAAUCCCGAAGAUUCAAUUUUCCAAGUAUUCGCCUUAAUCAAUCCUUCAUAUGCUGCACAAAGUUAACUCCAUGGGAGCCAUCACCUGGUGUUGCAUAUGCUCCUACUGAUAAUCAGAGUGAUAAUUUCUUGCAGAGUACCGCCAGUGUAUUUGAAACCCUUGAAUCUAGUAAAGUCGAUGAGUCACCAACAGCAAAUGUUGAAGGGCUUGUGGAGGAAAAGGAUCGACCAGGCCCAGAGCUUCAGCUUUUCAAGUGGCCAAUGUGGCUUCUCGGCCCUUCCAUUCUCCUUGCGACCGGCAUGGUACCAACAUUAUGGUUACCGAUAUCUUCAAUUUUUCUCGGUCCCAAUAUAGCCAGCCUACUUUCAUUGAUUGGACUUGAUUGCAUCUUCAACCUCGGUGCAACGCUUUUUCUUCUCAUGGCUGAUUCUUGUUCAAGACCUAAGAAUCCAACACAAGAAAUCAAGAGCAAAGCUCCCUUCAGUUACCAGUUCUGGAACAUCGUUGCUACCCUUACCGGAUUUAUCGUCCCGUCAUUGUUGAUGUUUGGAUCUCAGAAGGGCUUUCUCCAACCUCAACUACCUUUCAUCUCAUCUGCAGUUCUGCUAGGUCCUUAUCUUCUUCUUUUGUCAGUACAGAUUUUGACUGAGUUGUUAACUUGGUAUUGGCAAUCACCAGUGUGGCUCGUUACCCCUAUCAUUUACGAGGCGUACCGUAUCUUGCAACUAAUGAGGGGAUUAAAGCUUGGCGCGGAGCUCACGGCACCGGCAUGGAUGAUGCAUACAAUUAGAGGACUGGUUUGCUGGUGGGUGCUGAUUCUCGGUCUGCAGCUCAUGAGGGUUGCUUGGUUUGCUGGUUUAUCUGCUCGAGCUCGUAAGGAUCAAUCGUCUUCUUCUGAGGCUUCUACUGCUAAUGGUAUUGUUGAUUACUAAUUAAUACCUUUGUAAACAAAUUCUGAAAGAGACAGAUUAUAGCAUAAGCACAUAUGGCUUAAAUUUAUUUAUUAUGGUUACUUUCCAUUCCUUCCAUAGACCAUAGUGAUAGAAUGAUAGUGACACACAUCUUAUAGCUAUAUAUACAAGUAAAUUAGAUUCAAGACUUCUCUGUUUAUUACUUCAUUAAUAUUUAUCCCCGUGUUAUCUUUGAAUUGUAAAAGAUGAAUUGGUUGAUCUGUUUUGUAUGUCAACAUGUGAAGAUGGAAGGAUAAUUAUACAGUUGUUCGUUUAUAGAAAAAUUCAAGGAUUUAUUACUUUUGAUAAA